Messenger RNA from Manihot esculenta (cassava), 900 nucleotides. RefSeq names its product protein C2-DOMAIN ABA-RELATED 4. The coding region runs from base 51 to 605 and encodes 184 amino acids. The record is from RefSeq and is a predicted model, not a curated record. The transcript is spliced from 3 exons. Lineage: Eukaryota; Viridiplantae; Streptophyta; Magnoliopsida; Malpighiales; Euphorbiaceae.
AAAUAUUGUAGGUUGCAUGCGGUGCGACGAGAAGAGUGCCAUCAAGGAACAUGGCAGAAUCGCCAGGAUCGCCGCCUGCUGAAAAGAAAUCGUCGUCUUCGUCGUUGAUGAAUAGUCUUCUAGGUUUGCUCAGGAUUCGCAUCAAACGCGGCGUCAACCUCGCCGUUCGUGAUGUUCGUAGUAGCGAUCCUUAUGUCGUCGUCAAGAUGGGCAAACAGAAACUGAAGACUCGUGUAAUACAUAAGGAUAUUAAUCCAGAAUGGAAUGAGGAUUUAACUCUUUCUGUUGUUGAUCCUGAACUUCCAGUCAAGCUGACUGUGUAUGAUCAUGACACAUUUAGCAAAGAUGACAGAAUGGGAGAUGCAGAGUUUGGAAUCCAAACAUUCAUAGAUGCCUUAAGGAUGAAUUUGGGAGAGCUUCCAAAUGGUACUGUAAUCGCUAGAGAGCAACCUAGCAGGCAGAAUUACUUGUCUGAAGAAACCUGCGUCUGUUAUACUGAUGGUAAAGUGAUUCAAGAUCUCUGCCUCAGAUUAAGAAAUGUGGAAUGUGGUGAAGUGGAAAUCCAACUCCAAUGGAUUGACCUUCCUGGUGCCAAGGGUAUAUAAAAAAGGAAAAAAAGCUAUCAUUUCUUUUUAUUUUUACAUUUUAUCUGCUUGUUUGUUGCCAAUGAUGAGUUGGGAAUGUCUGGUUUUCAAGCAUCGACCACCAGUUGUAUUGCUAGUUAAAUUCAUGGUGGGGUUGCUUUGUUUUGUAGUUUUGGCUUAAAAGCUUAGCUUGUAUCUAUUUAUUUUUCACCUAUCCAUAUCAGGAGUACAGCUCUAGCUCAUCAUAUGAGAUUUGACAAUUUUUGGGUUCUUUUUCAUCUUCUUGAAUAUUAAAAAUUCAAUGUGCAGUUCUGCA